AUGCACUAUUCAAGCUUUCGCAAACAUUUGGAUGAAGUUGUUAUGUGGGGUUAUCAUAUUGCUAUGGUUGUACAUAUGUGCUCUCAAAAAUUCGCCACUCUUUUAGGUGACUGUUUGAUUAUUAUCGUGAUUCAACUGUUCAACUUUGAGCAUUGUUAUUCUUACUUAAAAACGAGUCAAACAGCAUACACAGACAGAAUAAUUAUUAGUCAUAGUCGUAUUAUUGGUGAAAAGGAGGAGUGGUUAAAUACAAAACAACGUGUUAAAGAGUUGAUAACUACUUUAGAAUAUCUCUCUUUGCUUGAAUCACCAGUUGAAAGUAGAAGAGAAGCAGGUGAGGAAUCUAUUCAAGUUUUUCUUCAUCCAAAUAUUGAAGGUUUACCUGUACCCAUACGGAAUCAAUGCGUUCAUGUAGUAAAAACACUAUGUCUUGAGCUUUGUCUGCUCGAACAAUAUGGGAAACGGCAUCCUCUAUAUGACUCUUGCCGUAAAACAUUUGGAUCCUUAAUAGAAUCAAUUGGUUAUAGAAGUAAAGCAAGAUAUUCAAUUUAUGGAACGCCGUGUGAUGUAUCCUCUGGCUUAAGCACAAUAGUUAGUAGUUUGUCAGCUAAGGUGUGUGAAGGUUUAGAUUAUUUUAUUAAUGAGUCAUCUGCGGACGCAGAACUGCCUACUUGCUCUACAUUAAGUUUCGAGAGUGAUCUUCGCGAAUUUAAUCUAUUCUCACUUCAUCUGCGCAAGGCCAUUGAGUAUCAUGUCAAAUGGAAGGAAGUUUUUUUCGAUCAGCCUUGUCAUUGUUUUUACAGCUAUUAUUUGGUCCUUACAAAUUUGAGUGAGAAAAUGGAUGAUUGCCUCUUCAAGUUAUACGCAAGUAUUGGAUAUGGAGAAUUCAAGUGGAAAUAUAAUCCUAGGUGGUCUUAUUAUUACUCAAUUGUUAAAGAGAUCCAUAACAUUUCUAAACUAUGUAAAGAUGAAGAAAACCCUUCAAUCAAUAAUAUAUUUCAGAACGGUUAUGCAGUGGCUAUGCUUAUCAUGUUUUCAGAUAUAAGUGAUGAGAACGGCCAAUGGCUUCUCCAGUAUAAGAAUUCGACGGACUUUGAUUUUAGAGAAAGUUUUGUCAGGAAUAUGUUCCAGAGGGUUGAAUAUACCAAUGGAACACGGCAGAGAAUCCUUAUUGACCGUUCACAAUUAUUGACAACAUCGUUUGAUGAAUUUGCUCGUGUAAACUCAAAGUUGUACUGUAGUGGCAUUAACGUGGAAUUUAAAGAGGAGAUGGGUACAGGUCCUGGUGUCUUCCGUGAAUGGAUUUUCCUUGUAUGCCAGGCACUAUUUGAUCCAAAGAAUUCCCUUUUCCUAGCAUGCCCAAGCGACCCUCGAAGGUUUUUUCCCAACCCCGUAACUAUGGAUAUGCGGCAGCUCGACUAUUUUACCUUUUGUGGCCGAAUGGUUGCUUUAGCUUUGACAUAUAAAGUUCAAGUUGGCAUUACGUUUGAUCGUGUGUUUUUCAAACAACUAUCUGGAGAGGUGAUUUCACUGGAAGAUGUCUGCCAGGCAGAUCCGUUUCUGUAUAGCAGCUGCAGAAAGAUUUUGGAAAUGGAUGCUGAUUUUGUUGAUUCAGAUGCGAUGUCUCUUACAUUUGUCAAGGAAAUUGAAGAGUUCGGAACCAAGAAAAUUGUGGAGCUGUGCCAUAAUGGUAAUUCCAUUGCUGUAAAUAGCAAUAAUAGAGAAGAAUAUAUAAAACUUCUUCUUCACCAUUCGUAUGUCAAGCCCAUCUCCGAAAAAGUAGCCUAUUUUGCCCGAGGUUUUGGUGAGAUUCUCUGUGAACAGAAUCUCCAGAGCAUCUUUUUCCGAUAUCUGGAGCUUAAAGAUCUUGACCUUAUGUUAUGUGGAAGUGAUCAAGCAUUAAGUGUUAGAGAAUGGAAGGCGCACACUGACUACAGUGGCUACCAAGAGUCGGAUGAACAUAUCUGUUGGUUUUGGAAGGUUGUUUCAGGCAUGUCUGUAGAGAGCAAAGGCAACUUCUCUUCUUUUGGACGUCAGAGAAGUACCUCCCCACAAAAGGGUUUUCUUCUUUAUCGUCUCGCUUGUGCAUCAACAAGACAUCAGCUUCUCGCCAUCACCUGCCUUCAUCCCAUACAUGCUUCUAUCAGUUAG
This is a messenger RNA of Papaver somniferum (opium poppy), 2151 nucleotides long. RefSeq names its product E3 ubiquitin-protein ligase UPL5-like. The coding region runs from base 1 to 2151 and encodes 716 amino acids. The record is from RefSeq and is a predicted model, not a curated record. Gene Ontology annotation, biological process: protein polyubiquitination; positive regulation of protein catabolic process; proteasome-mediated ubiquitin-dependent protein catabolic process. The transcript has 4 exons. Gene Ontology annotation, molecular function: ubiquitin-protein transferase activity. NCBI's taxonomy places the organism in Eukaryota, Viridiplantae, Streptophyta, Magnoliopsida, Ranunculales, Papaveraceae.